This is a messenger RNA of Betta splendens (Siamese fighting fish), 3717 nucleotides long. It is a transcript of the gene jade1, whose product is annotated as jade family PHD finger 1. The record is from RefSeq and is a predicted model, not a curated record. Gene Ontology annotation, biological process: regulation of transcription by RNA polymerase II. The transcript is spliced from 11 exons. NCBI's taxonomy places the organism in Eukaryota, Metazoa, Chordata, Actinopteri, Anabantiformes, Osphronemidae. The coding region runs from base 243 to 2957 and encodes 904 amino acids. Gene Ontology annotation, cellular component: histone acetyltransferase complex.
GUUCUGGUCCAUGUGCAUUUGAGCCGGGCGGCCGUUAGUUCGGGUUUUAGUGGGUCGUCCUCGUAGUCCGCUAGGAAAACGCGACGCCGUCAUUUAAAAUGGCGCCAAAGAUUAACCUGAGCCAGUGGGUCGCUGGUAAACUUGCCACUGUGCUGCCCGCCUGCUAGCGGCGUAGCUGGCAACAACGUUAUCGCUUUAAUUAACACGUUAACACGGGAGUUUAACAUGAUUUCAGUGUUCCUAUGUCAGAGCUUCACAAACAGAUGGCGAUGAAGAGAAGCAGGCACCCGAGCAGCAGCGAGGACUCCGACAAUGGAAGUAAUUCUACCUGCUGGUCCCAGCAUUCAUCACAGCCCAGGAGGGGAACCGGGCAGAAACCCUCUGAGGUUUUCAGGACAGACCUGAUCACAGCCAUGAAAGUGCACGACUCGUAUCAGUUAAAUCCAGAGGACUACUAUGUCCUCGCUGACCCGUGGAGGCAGGAAUGGGAGAAAGGUGUCCAGGUCCCUGUCAGCCCCCAGUCCAUCCCACAGCCUGUUGCCAGGGUGUUGGCAGAGAAGGGAAAGGAGGUCAUGUUUGUCAGGCCAAAGAAGCUGAUUCGAACGUCGGGCACUGAGGCGCUAGGCUACGUGGACAUCCGGACGCUGGCUGAGGGAAUGUGUCGCUACGACCUAAACCAAGAGGAUGUGUCCUGGCUGCAGAUCAUCAACGAGGAGUUUGCCGAGAUGGCCAUGCCACCCCUGGAUGAGAUCACCAUGGAGCGGGUGAUGGAGGAGUUUGAGCACCGCUGUUACGAAAACAUGACACACGCCAUGGAGACGGAGGAGGGUUUGGGUAUCGAGUACGAUGAGGACGUGGUGUGUGACGUGUGCCAAUCGCCUGACGGGGAGGACAACAACGAGAUGGUGUUCUGCGACAAGUGUAACAUCUGUGUUCACCAGGCAUGUUACGGCAUCCAAAAAGUCCCAAAGGGCAGCUGGUUGUGCCGGAUCUGCGCCCUGGGCAUUCUGCCAAAGUGCCAGUUGUGUCCUAAGAAGGGGGGAGCCAUGAAGCCGACCCGAAGUGGAACCAAGUGGGUUCACGUCAGCUGUGCCUUGUGGAUUCCAGAGGUGAGCAUCGGGAAUCCAGAGAAGAUGGAGCCAAUCACCAAUGUGUCCCACAUUCCCAGCAACAGAUGGGCUCUCAUCUGCUGCCUGUGCAAGGAGAAGACUGGAGCGUGCAUCCAGUGCUCAGCGAAAAAUUGCCGGACUGCCUUCCAUGUGACAUGUGGCCUCACCGCCAGCCUUGAAAUGAACACAAUCCUCACUGAGGACGACGAGGUAAAGUUCAAGUCCUACUGUCCCAAACACUCUGGGCUCGAGGGUGCCGAGUACAGAGACUCGGGAAGCGAGGAGGAAAAGGAGGUCCCGAGAGACAAGAAGGGCAGGAGGAGAGGCAGGGUGAUAUGGGAGGAAGACCCUGCUGCCUCCUCUUCAUCUCUUCAGCUCAUCAAGGAUGGAAGCUGCGAUCCUGAGGGGCUCAUCAGCCGCCAGCAGGAGAAGAGAGUCAACCUCCGCAAGCUCAAGCUCCAGGAGAUGGAGGAGGAAUUCUACCAGUUUGUGAGCGUGGAGGAGGUGGCCAGUCACCUGAAGUUGGUGCCAGAGGUGGUGGACUUCCUCUACCAGUACUGGAAACUGAAGCGCAAAGCCAACUUCAACCAGCCGCUGCUCACACCCAAGAAGGACGAGGAGGAGAGCCUGGCUCGCCACGAGCACGAGGUGCUGCUGCGACGCCUGCAACUCUUCACACACCUGCGCCAGGAUCUGGAGAGGGUUCGAAACCUGACCUACAUGGUGACUCGGAGGGAGAAGAUGAAGCGCUCGCUGUGGAGAGUACAGGAGCAGAUCUUUCAGCAUCAGGUCCGACUGCUUGAUCAUGAGCUGCUCACAGCUGAUCCUUCAAUCAAGGAUUUGGAGACGUUCCUCUCUCUCGGUCGCUUAUCCUCUCAGGGCUCACAGUCUCGCUCCUCCUGGAGUCAGUCUGGACUGAAAACUAAGGGGCUUUUAAGACAGGAUAAAAGGAAAAGCAAUGAUGGUAAAGGCCUGCCUGACUCAACGCACACACACAGGAAGGAUAAUCUGAGCAAAGCCCAGGAGAUAGACAGUAAAAGUAGUCAGAUCAAAGAGCCUGGGAUAGCAGAGACUGCAAGCGACACCAAAACCCAAAACUCUGAGAUCACCCAGGAGAUUCCGUUCCCAAAGAUAGAUCAAGAAAUGACCAGCAACAAGCUGCAUAAACCUGAGACCAGGAGAGGCCCCAAGAGAGAGGCCCCGGGGCCCGAACAGGAGUCACUGACCAGACACAAACGAGAGAACGACAGUGAGCAGGAAGAGAGGAGGAGGAAGAAGAGGAAUGAGGUGACUGACAGCUUCACCAACCAAGUAAAGAACAGGUUUGGGGCGAAACAUUUUGAGAAAACUGUGUCCAUCAGGCUGGUGGACAUCCGAAACUCUGACACGGACGACUACUUUAUAGACGAAGCAGUUACCAAAAGAAGCAGCAUCUCUUUGAAUGUGACGACAAACACUAAACUAAACAAAACCAGCGUGACUGACGCCGCCUCCACCAAAGCCAACGGCUGGCUGAGAAAAGCCCAAUCCAACAGCUCCCACGCGGCCAACGGACAAAUGGGUGGACACCUCAGAGGCUGGGGGAAGUUCAAGAUCCCGAAGAGGAGCGAGAAGGACGAGGAGAAGCCUCUGCUCCGACCGCUGACCAACACCACAGAGACGUCGUACCCCAGAACGCGGCUCCGCACAGGGACGGAGAACAACAGCUACGCCUCCGACUCCAAACCCCGCGACGGAGAUGUGGAGCCCUGCCUGAAACGGUGCCACUCCCACCAGCUGCGGGGCGACUCGUCCCUCAGCCGACGCUACGGGUCCGACAUAAUCCGCCGAGGUGUGCUGGCGUCCUGAUGGAGGAACUAUAAGCUGCGCUGUGCAAGUCUGAAAGAACGACGGUCGCUCUUAGUACCUUUAUUUUUCUCAAUAAAUCAUAAAAGGCCUAGAUUAAAACAGAGCUGAUAUUUAUUUUUAUUUGUAACAUAUGUACAACUGGGAAAUAUUUUACUUUAUUUUGAGCUAGUUUUUAUUUUUUUUCUCUUUAGUAGAAAGAUGUCAAGUUGCCACUUAAAUGCUUUCUCAGAUAUUUACAAGCAAAAGCAUCACUUAGGGAGACAUUGUGAUUGUUGCUUGGGACCAUAAGCUUGCAAUGUCAUUUGUUUUUGACCUAGUAUUAAACUUGGCCUUGAGCCCUUUGCACUUAGUUUAAAACAGGUAAUUGUCAUCCUCAUCAACUCAGGCUUCAACAGGAAGUGAAACUGCCCUACGAAAAGAAUUAAAUCCAUCACUCCUUUAGCCCAAGAUUUUCAGGCUGUGAUUGUUUCAUUAUAAACUGAAAAUUUUCAAAAGUGGAAUGAAAAGGCUGUGAGAAUGAUGCUCUUCUCAUAAUCAACACUUAAGUGUAACUGAGCUGGGAUCGAGUCCAUCAUGUGUCUUUUAUGUGAAGCGUUUGCACUACGAGAGGACGGCACAGGUGUGAGGAAUGAGAAGACUUAUUUUUACACUGAAAUAUGACUAAGUGUUUUGUACCCUCAGCCGCUGCUGUACUACUGUUAUGCAAAAUGAAUAUUGUUUUGUCUGUCUUAAUGAGGAAUAAAAUCUUUGGAGGAAGUAA